This is a messenger RNA of Arachis ipaensis, 5279 nucleotides long. NCBI's taxonomy places the organism in Eukaryota, Viridiplantae, Streptophyta, Magnoliopsida, Fabales, Fabaceae. The record is from RefSeq and is a predicted model, not a curated record.
GAGAAGAGGUCGGGUAAUUCGGACCUGAAGAGGUCGGUCGACUUGUCGCCAAACAUUCCGGUUCGGACAGCUCGACCCAGGGUAUGAACACUUAGUCAUGUCAAUCAAUAAGUCAUGGAUUGGAAAACCAUGAACCACAUAUGAGUAUAAAGAUGGUUUAAACAAGUUUUGGGAUUUUGCUUUUGAGCAUCGAUCUCUCGCAGGUCGUCAGAUUAGUUGCCCUUGUUCGGUGUGUGGUUUUGGAAAGUGGCAAACAAGAGAGAAAGUUUUUGAACAUUUAAUAGUUAAGAUAUUUCCAAAAACUACAAAGUUUGGUAGUGGCAUAGUGAAGAAGAAGUUGGAGUUGGGUUACAAGUUCAUCAAACUAGUCAUAUUGUACAAGAUGAUUCGACAUCUCAGCAUCCAAUGGUAACAAUGCUCAAUGUCACGUUUGGAGUCACUGGACCUGACUUGAAUGAAGAUGGAGAUAGAGAUGGAGGCAAUACAGAAGAUGGAGAUGGAGACAAUACAAAAGAUGGGGAUGGAACUCAAAAUGAAGAGCAUAAUGGAGAAAAUGUAGAAUUUUACAAGUUGUUGGAAGAUAGUAAUGAACAAUUGUAUUUAGGGUGCACAUGUUAUGCGUUUAUUGUUCUUGUCUUUGUCUUACUUUGCUCCACUUGAGUUUGAGCUUUUACUUUCAAAAAAAAAGGGUGCACAAAGUAUUUAAAAUUGUCUUUCUUGAUUAGUCUGUAUCACAUAAAGUGCUUAUAUAGAAUAAACAACAAAGUCAUUAUUGAAAUCCUCAAGUUAAUAAAAGAUGCUUUUGGAAAUGCGAAGAUUUCAAAUACAUUCUAUGAGGCCAAGAAAAUCAUAAACAAACUAGGGCUUCAUUAUACCAAGAUACCAGCUUGCCCUAAUGAUUUCAUGUUAUAUUAGGGGGAGGAUGAAGAUUUGCAAGAAUGCAAAAGAUGCAAGACAUCUAAAUGGAGCGAUGGUAUAAAAAAGAAACCGGCAAAGAUCUUGCGAUACUUUCCACUAAAACCGAGACUUCAACGAUUAUUUAUGUGUUCUAAGACUGCUCAAUCAAUGCGAUAGCAUGCUUCAGCAGAAAAGAAAGAUUCGAAGAUGAGGCAUCCGCGCGAUUCUGAAGCUUGGAAGACAUUCGAUUUACUUCAUGAUAGGUUUGUCGAAGAUCCUCGAAAUGUACAUCUUGGUCUUGCAGCUGAUGGAUUCAACCCCUUUGGAGCUAUGUGUACAAACUAUAGCGUUUGGCCAGUGGUGCUUAUUCCAUACAAUUGACCUCCAUGGGAGUGCAUGAAGCCAACAUCACUUAUCUUGUCAAUGAUUAUUCCCAGAGAGAAAAUGCCGGGGAACAACAUAGACGUAUACUUACAACCGCUUAUCAAAGAGUUAAAAGAGUUGUGGCAUGAUGGUGUUCAAACAUUAGAUAGGUUCAAGAAUGAAAUGUUUACAUUGCGAGCAAUAUUAAUGUGGACAAUUAGUGAUUUUCCAGGCCUUGGUAACUUAUUUGGGUGGAACGUACAUAGUAAAUAUGCUUGUCCCACAUGUAACUUCAAUGCUGAUUCAUAUAGAUUAAAGCAUGGUGGAAAUGGUGUUUUUUGGGGCAUCGCCAUUUCUUAGAAAGGAGUCAUAAGUUUAGGCUAAGUCGUGCAAAAUUUAAUGGAAAAGUUGAGUUGAGGGAUCCCCCAGCAGUACUAACAGGGUCAGAAAUAUUGGAAUAAUUUGAAGGCAUCAAUAUUUCAUUUGCCAAGAAACUACAGGCAAGUAAAGGUAAAAGGACUCGACGAAAAGUUGUUGAAGAAGAUGAUGAAUCGGGGAUGUGGAGGAAGAAAAGCAUAUUUUUUUAUCUUCCUUAUUGGGAGUCUAACUUAUUGCGCCACAAUCUAGAUGUUAUGCACAUUGAAAAGAAUAUUUGCGACAAUGUGUUAUACACUUUGGUCAAUGAGACUGGAAGGUCAAAGGAUAAUUUCAAAGCUCGUAAGGAUCUUAAAGAAAUGGGUAUAAGGAAAGAUUUAUGGCCAGAUGAAAAUGGGAGAUAUCAUCCAUCUUUGUUCACAAUGUCAAAUUCCAUGAAAGAUAUAUUCUUACGUACUAUAAAGAAUAUUAGAGUACCAGAUGGUCUCUCGAGUAAUAUUUCUCGGUGUGUUGACUUGAAGCAAAGAAAGCUCUCUGGAUUGAAGAGCCAUGAUUGCCACGUCCUUAUGCAGCAACUAUUACCCAUUGCCAUACAUAAUGUGCUACCAGAUAAAGUUACUGCAGUGCUAAUAGAGUUGUCUUCAUUCUUUCAACAUUUGUGCUCUAAAAGCUUAAGUCUUACAGAACUUGAGAAGCUCCAACCUCGAAUAAUCCUUACCCUUUGUCAUUUAGAAAUGUUGUUCCAUCCUUCUUUCUUUACGAUUAUGGUUCAUUUAACCUGUCAUCUAGUUGAUGAAGCAAAACUUGGAGGACCAAUACACUAUAGAUGGAUGUAUCCUAUUGAGAGGUAUUUAGGACAUUUGAAGUCCUAUUUACGAAAUAAAGCUAAAUCAGAAGGUUCUAUAGCUGAGGGAUAUGUAGCUGAAGAAGCUAUUACAUUUUGCUCUCGAUACUUAGAAGGGAUUGAGACAAGAUUUAAUAGGCCACCACAUGUUGAUGAUCGUCUGGAUGAUAAUUACAAUACACAUGUGGAUUCCCUUUUUCCACAAAUGGGUAACUCUAAUGGAGCUUUCACAGUAUUUGAGUUGUCACGUAUGGAAAAAAAACAAGCACAUCGUUAUGUGGUUCUAAAUUGUCCAUAUGUCAAACCGUUCAUUGAUGAUUUCAAAGAUUUUUUACGAAGACGAUCUAAGGGUAGAAGACCUUCAAAUGUAGAGAUAGAAAAAAGAGUUGAUAAAGAUUUUGUUACUUGGUUUCCUGCGCAGCUUAUGAACCCAGACAUUAUGAAUACUGUGCAUGAGGAUUUGAGAUACUUACCAAGGGGUCCAUCAUGAUAUGCCAAGAGGUUUUCUACAUUUAGUAUUAAUGGGUUCUCCUUUCGAACUACCAAUCGAGACAAUGGGUUAAAGACCCAAAAUAGUGGAGUUUUCUUAAUGUCUUCAACUCCUUGUGUUGCUAGCGCUAGUGAUGCUAAUAUUAGGAAUGCUGAUUAGUCAUAUUAUGACAAAUUAGAAGAUAUUAUAAAACUAAACUACAAUGGCCGAUUUUGGGUUACUUUAUUCAAAUGUAAAUGGGCUGACACAACUAGAGAAUGGGGCUGUAGAAAGAAUAGUUGGGGUUUUACUUCUAUUAAUUUGUCACGAGUAAUACACAGUGGUGACCGAAAGGAGGAUGAUCCAUAUAUUGAAGCCUCACAAGCUCGAAUGGUGUAUUUUGUCAAUGAUGAAGUGAAUAAAGAUUGGAGUAUUGUCGUGCAUCUGAAGCCAAGAGACUCUUAUGAUAUGGGGGGAAAUGAAGAUGAUGAAGCAUGCGAGAAUGAGCCAUGGUUAGAGCCAAACUUAGAAUCUUUAUUUGAAAAUGGUGAUAAUCUAUCAUUGUUAAGAGAUGAGGUAGAUGAUGAACUACUAGAUGAUGACAUUGGAGAAGAUGAACACAUGUCAGAAUAGUUGGUAGGUUAAAUUAAUUUAUGAUAUGCCAAAGCAAAAGAGGUACAAGAAUCUACUUAAAGUAGCAUAUGCUACAAAUUCUUCACAAGACAAGUCAGUAGUAGUUGCAAAUUCAUCCCGAGACAAGCCGACAGCCUCAAAUGCAUCACAAGUCAAGUCAGCAACAGCUGCAAAUUUCCUCCUGAGACACAUCGGCAGCUGCAAAUUUCUCCCGAGACAAGUCAGCAGCAGCUGCAAAUUCCUCCCGAGAUAAGUUGGCAGUAGCUUUAUAUUCAUCUCAAGAUAAGUCGGCAGCUUCAAAUUCCUCCCGAGACAAGUCGGCAGCUACAAAUUUCUCCCGAGACAAGUCGGCAGCAGCUGCAAGUUCAUCCCGACAUAAGUCGGCAGCUUUAAAUUCUUCUAAGCCAUCAUUCAGUUGCUCCAACUAUAUCUGAGCAUCCAUCUGAACCUAAACGUAAACGUGGACGUAAAUCUAAGCAUUAUUGGACUGUUGAUGCCAUUGAUGAAUACAAAGAUACUACACGCCUUCAUUUAUUAGCGAAGGAUAUGCAUAAUUUUUCAGAAGGUUUGCGCAUAGUUGUCAAUUUUGACAAACAGCAUGUAGCAAUAGGAGAAGCCGCCGGACUCCUUGCAGGAGUUUGUGGACAAUUGGCCACUGAUUGUGUAGCAUUUCCAAUCAGUUUUGAAAAGUGGUUAGACAUUCCAGAGAGCUUUUUUGAAAAUCAAUGGAAAAUUUUUCCUAGCUCGAUUUUGCUUCAAAGUGAGUGAUAGCUUGGCCAAACGAUUUUUGCUCCAAUCGCUUGGCAAAAAAUAGAGGGAACAUAGGAUAAAGCUUUGGAAUGAGUUUUAUGAUCCGAGGUUGAGUAAAACCGAGAUCAUAAAUAAUGCACCAGAAGAUACUGCUCCUCAUCAAUGGGCUUUAUUUGCAGAAUAUCGUUUGAAGCCUAAAACUCAGAAUCUUUGUAAGAGGAAUCAAGAAAUUUGGCAAAAACAAAUAAUUCCUCAUACUUUAGGUGCUAAAUCAAUUGCAAGAAGAAGGGCUGAAUUGACGGAAGACACAGGAAAAGAAGUUAGUAGGGUUUAAAUGUGGGACAUCACUCACAAGAAAAUAGAUGGAAGUUAUGUUAAUGAAAAGGCUAAAGAAAUAGCGGAGAAGAUUGAAGCACAUAGCAGCUAACAAGUGGUGGAAUCAACCGUUAAUUCUCCUCUUGAUGCUCUUGGAGCAAUUUUUGGGAAAGAACAUCCUGGUCGUGUUUGAGGUUUAGGCAUGGGAUCUGUUCCAACAGUUGCUUUCAAGAACAACACUACAAGGAUUAGUCAGAUGAAUUUAGGUUCUUCAAAUGAUGCUGGCACAUCAUCUACUUGUGGUCCAAAUGUGCAAGAAGAGUUGGAUACCGUUAAAGCGCAAUUGCAAGCACUAGUCUUCUAUAUUGCUUCUAAGGAAGGAGGAAUUGGAUCAAGAGAGUGAAAUUUCAUCACCAAAAGAGUUAGAAAGUAGGUCUUCUGGAGCAAGCAACAAGGAAGCAUGACCUUGCAUAAUAAAGAUUUUAUGUAUUAAGGAUUACAUGCAUGUUAAGACGAAUUAUUGAAAAUCUUACUGUGAUACUUAAUUUUUGGAUUAUGACUUUUCAAUUAUGACUUGGAUUAUGAUUUUUGGAUCAUGUAUGAAUUAAAAAUCAUCUUAUGAUGUUUGAUUUA